Mucor velutinosus is the source of this 1104-nucleotide messenger RNA. RefSeq lists its product as uncharacterized. The coding region runs from base 1 to 1104 and encodes 367 amino acids. NCBI's taxonomy places the organism in Eukaryota, Fungi, Mucoromycota, Mucoromycetes, Mucorales, Mucoraceae. The record is from RefSeq and is a predicted model, not a curated record. The transcript has a single exon.
AUGCUUAAGCAAUCCCAUACGACAAGGUCUAUUGCGUCCUCCAAACGUAGCAAUCUAUAUGAUAAGGUUAGACAGGAUUUGUUUGAGGACAAUGCUCAUCGUCACAAGCGAGAAACUGUGAAAACGCCAUCCAUCACAACCAUUUGUUUACUCCAAGUCCAAGCAUACAUUAUUCAAAUUCUCACUAAUUUACCAACAUUUACCAUCAAAAAAUCACCAAAUCAGUCAUUGUCCAUUUAUUAUCUGAUCCAGCAAAAGAAGCUCUAUGCAAUCUCAUAUUUAAAAUCAAUCUUGAUUCAGUGUGUACGCUGGUUUCUGCUCAUUGUCCUCCUGCUGCUGGACAACAUGGCUCGUAUCCUAAAUGUCGAGGCUGAAAUGACUGACAUUACCGCUCAAAAGGAACGUCCAUUGAUCCCGCAAGAACAAGAUACGGAAGAGGACUAUGAUGAUGAUACCUACUCGACAGAAACUUACCAUCAUGAUCCAUGCGCAAACACAAAGCCCGUCAAUAACGGAAGCUCGGAACCAUCCUCACCGACUAAAAGAACAUUGGUAUCACCUUCCUCGCCUAUCAACUCUCCCACUCCAAACUUUGUUGUGCGCAAAACCAGGCAUUCUUUUACCAAUGCGCCUACACCUACACCUACACCUACACCUGUAUCCACUUCAGUAGUAGCAACAACAGCUACAGAGGAAUCGCCUGUCUUUGGUCCUGCGCGCACUCGUGUAGGUCACAUCAGAUCGCUCUCCAACAACAUGGUUGAUCAAAAGAAGCCCAUGUCACCACAAAAGCUGCGCCGUAUUACAGCACAAAGAGAAAUCACUCUUCAGAACGGCAUCUUACCCAUUGUCCCUAAAAAGAGCAACCACGCUCAUCAUCAUCAUCAUCAUCAUCAUCAUACAUCUAAGAAACCUCCUGUUUCAAGUUCAGUGGCAUCCCGCUCAUCAUCUGAAUCGAGCAGCACUACUAAAGAAACGCACGACAGACCUCGAAUGCAAAAGACAAUGUCAUUAUCCACAGCUCAACAGUACCAGAAUGAGGUAAAGUGUGUCUGGUUGGGACAAUAUGGAAGAAGCUCACAAGAAAAAAAAAAGAACAAUUAA